This is a messenger RNA of Vicia villosa (hairy vetch), 983 nucleotides long. RefSeq lists its product as uncharacterized. NCBI's taxonomy places the organism in Eukaryota, Viridiplantae, Streptophyta, Magnoliopsida, Fabales, Fabaceae. The record is from RefSeq and is a predicted model, not a curated record. The transcript has 3 exons. Bases 379 to 711 code for a protein of 110 amino acids.
AAAAUAUCAAAAACAUUUUUUCUCAUUCUCAAUUUUUCCCAAAUCAAAAACCCUCUUUCUAUCAAUUUCCAAAAAAAGAUUCUCAAGAAUAUGGAUAAAGUGAUAAACUACAAGAUCGGUAAACUCAAGAACGCAAGAAUCCCUCUCCAACACCGAUCAACCUUCGACCACAACCUCCCUCCGUCGCCGGCCACCGCCGCAACCUUGCCGGACUUCCUCUCUCCACCGCGAAUCCUCUGUUUCUCUAUUCGAUUCACGCCGUGACUCUGCGUUUGCACUGCGACCUCACCUUCAGGUUGCAGUUCCGGCCGCGGUCUCUACUCCUCCGAUCCUCUUCAUUUUCCCGGAAGUAGAUUGUGGAUAUUUAUAGGAAAAAAAAUGAGAACUGAAGUCUUCCAAACUCCUAACAUCUAUCGCCAUCUUCUCAAGGCGGUCAAGAAACAUAUUGGGAAAGAAGAGAAUAAGAGACAUUUUCUAGAAUAUGUAACCUCUGAAUUCCACAAGAACCGAAAUCUGACUGAUGGUGUGGCUGUCCAACAUAAAAUCAAGCUUGCUCGUGAUUACACUUACCUUCUUAACAACGUGCACUAUCACAAGGAGUUGCUUUUCUCAUAUAACAUUGCAGUUGAUAGAUCAGACGAGGUUAAAAGGACACUUGGAAAAUCUGCUGCUAGUGUCGGCCUUCAGCUUCCUGAGGUUUAUCGAUCAUAAUGGUUUGGUAGCUAUUUAUCAAGAUAGAGAACAUGAAAUAAAAAGAUGAGUAAGCAUUAAGGAGGAUGAAAAAAUUGUAUUGUUUAUGCAUUAGUUCAUGUUUUUUCCAAUACCAAGAACUAUUGUCAUUGUGCAUUAGACUUUUGUUUCAGGUUAAUGUAUUUCCAUGUCUUUUCACAAUGUGUUUACAUAAGGGCACAAUGUGUUUAUUCAAGAAUAAUUUGAGAUUCUUUUACAAAUGUUUGCAAUGGAAGUUCAGUUCUUAGCUCUUC